AUGCUUCUACAUAAAGUUGUUGUCAAAAUGGCGGAACCAAACUGGAUUGUAGCCACGCUAACAUGCGCGGUCAACAUGACCUUGUCCCUGUGUCUGGCCAGCAGGAAAACCCCAGUGCCCCAGUGGAGCAGAGGUCGAGGUUUCUACAUUCUCUGGUACCCGCUCCACCAAUCGUUCUCUGUGCUUCUGAGUAUUAUCUUCGGCUGGACCCUGAGCGCCAUUUUGACAGCCACUGGAGCUAUCACUGAUGACCCAACAGAUCCCAAAUACAUGGCCAGAACUGACGCCAGGUCAAACAUCAUUGAACAGACAGACUGGUUCACUGUACCGUACCCAGGAAAGUUUGGAACCUUCUCCAUCAGUACCGCCGUUGUUAUUAGCUGCCUGGGUCAAACGUUUGUAUCAGUCCUGGACUCAAUCGGAGACUACAGCACUUGCGCUAAGGCGUGUCGUGUUCCACCUCCUCCAAUGUCUGCCUACAACAGAGGUAUUGCUGUAGAAGGUCUGAUGAACAUCCUUAGUGGACUCAUCGGGAGUUGCCACCACACAGUGUCCUCUGGCAGCAGCAUAGGCAUUCUCAGAAUUACUAGGGUUGCAAGCCGGAGGGUUCUGCAGUGUUGUGGCAUUAUCUACAUCCUGUUGGCUUUCUUUGGGAAAGCUGCAGCUGUAUUCAUCACUUUGCCGAACCCAGUUCUUGCCGGGAUUACCUUCCUUGUCAGUGGACUGUUUGUGGGUUUUGUGAUGUCCUUACUCCAGAUGAUUGACUUGAACUCUACCCGCAAUCUGGCCAUCAUUGGCACAUCCAUCAUGCUGGGACUGAUGUUGCCACAUUGGGCUAAUACCAGACCUGGAGUUCUAGAUACAGGUAUCCCAGAACUCAACAGUUUCCUCUUGGCUGUUGUAACAAACCCAGCUGUUGUUGGAGGGGUUUAUGCUUGUGUCAUGGAUAAUGUCAUUCCGGGUUCCCUAACAGAGAGAGGCCUACUGCAUCAGAUCAAGGACCUGGACGACGAAGACGCAAAACGUCUGGCCAAGUCGUACGAUGACGGGCCGGAAGUUUACAGACUUCCCUUUAUCCCUUCAUCUUUCUACCGGUUCAGAUUAGUCAAGUAUUUUCCUAUCUUUGAUUAUACGGGGAAGUAA
This is a messenger RNA of Candidula unifasciata, 1143 nucleotides long. NCBI's taxonomy places the organism in Eukaryota, Metazoa, Mollusca, Gastropoda, Stylommatophora, Geomitridae. The record is from the annotation of a GenBank genome assembly.